CAGUAGAUUCAGAAUGGAAGAGAAGUACGAUUCUGUUCUUUUGAGUAUUCUUCAAAAUGAGGGAGAGAUCGUUAAUUUCCUUGAUGUCAUACUGGGAUUCUUAUACAGAAAAACAGACUUCUAUAAAAUUCUAAGAAGCAGAUCUGAUAAAAUGGGUUUUCCACCAGGAGUUGCCAAGAAGAUUUUGUUGACUGAAUUUGACAAAUUUGAGAAACAUGCAAAAGAAAAUGAUCCAACUCAACAAGCCAAAAAGACUUCAUCUUCUAAAGUAUCAGACAGUCCAUCUCCAAAACAGACAGCUACAACUAAGACUGAGCAGGAAGCGAUGAAAGUGAAACCAAAUGAUGAGAUGAAACCAUCACCACUGGCCACAACUACACAUUCCGAGAAUGCCGGGGCUGAAAAGAAAGAAGAUUCCACCGAGACGCUGAAGCAGAAUGAUAAAGUCCAUGCAGCACCGGUUUCCAAGUCGAAUUCGGCUUCCAGUUCUGACACAACAUCAGCCUCCACUUCAGAUUCAAAUGUCAAGCAGGACGAGGAUGAAAAUCCAGAACUUACAAGACAGCAGAAGAUCUUUCAAGACAACCCAGAGAGUUACAAUGGUGCCAUACGAGAAAAUUACUCUUGGUCACAGCACAUUCUUGAAGUCGAUGCAUAUAUCAAGAUUCCCCCCUACAUCAAGAAGGGUAAAGAUGUUACGGUGACAGUUAGCAAGUGUCACCUGAAGGUUGAUUACAUGAGUGACACGGGCGAGUUUGUCACGGUUGUGGAUGGAAGCUCUCCUUGGGAGGUGAACAAGGAGGAGAGUAUCUGGAGUCUCGUGCCAGGUCUUCACGUUCACGUGAGCAUGGAGAAGAAAGAGGAGCGGUGGUGGGACUCUCUGUUCACGGAUGAGCCAAAGAUCAGUGUGAGGAAGAUAGACGCCAGCCGACCCAUGACCGACCUCGACGACGAGGCACAGGCUAAGAUUGAGGAAAUGAUGUACAAUGAACACAGAAAGAGGCUCGGCUUGCCACAGUCGCAUGAAGAGAAAAUGUAUGAAACAAUGAAGAGAGCCUGGGAUGCUGAAGGUUCUCCUUUCAAAGGCCAGCCAUUCGAUCCGUCUGCUUUCAGUGUGAAUCCCAGUGGAAUUGUGACAAUCAACAACAAGGACUCGUGACAUGCACCUUCAGAUGAACAAUAGGUCUAUGCAACACCUAAUGUUCUUCAUAAAACGUUCAUAGCAUGGAAUUAAGGAUUGGACUUUAAAGCUGGACUUAAUGCACAAAUUCCCUGCCAUUGAUUUGGUGUUCAAGGCUCUUUUUUUUUUCAAAUUUUGAUUUUGAUUUGAUGCUAACUAUUUUAAUUAAACUUAAAAUCAUAUGCCACCCACAUAGCUGAAGUUUUUGUUCUUGACACCAUGUUUGAAUCAAUUAUUACAGGUAUUUUCAAUUUCAAUAAGACUUCUAUAUUCAAAGUAAUUAUUGUGUAUUAACAUUACAGGUAUUUGAAGUUUCAGUGUUUCUUUACUCGAAGAAGUAAUAUUGAAAUUUAAACCAAGUUUAAUGAACUUUUUAAGUAAAUUAAGAAACUGUACCUUCCUUACAAUUACAGAUACUUGAACAUUUUCAUUAACUCAAGGUUCUUUAAUUGCCCAAUAACACUGAACAAUUUAAAUAAUUCUUUAUUUGUUCUUUUUAUGUCUGACAUAAUAUAUUGAUUAUUUAUACUGUUCAUGUUAUAAGUAGACAAAUUUAUGUUUGGACAAAAUCUAAAUAAAAUUACAAACCAAAUGGUUACAAGCAAGCAUCAGAUCAGCCAGUGGACAUCUACAUGGCUAGAUCUGGCCCUCGCUAACAUUUUUAAAACAAUUGGUGAAUUUUAUCUUAAUCUGGCAAAAUAAUUUCAUGUAAUAUUUUAAAAAAUCUGCUGAAAAAGAACAGAUUUCUGAAGUUCAUUAGAUAAUUUGCUGAAAUGUUCUGCUUGCCCACAGCUAUCCCUGUUGUAUCCAAUUGAUGAAGGUUUCAUAAGUUUUUGCUGAAGAUCGGAUCAGUUGGGGAAAGUAAUGGGAGAAGUGGGGUCUGAUUUUUAGUCCCCUACCAGACCAACUGGAGGGGACUAUAGGUUUUGUCUCCGUCUGUCUGCCUGUCUGUCCCACAUAUAGUUUUUUUUCACAAUGCCUCAAGAUCAAGUUUGACUUUCAUGGCGAUUUACCCAUUUUUGGUAAGAGUUAUGUCUCAUGCACUUAGGAGAAAGAAAACUUUGUUGGGCCCAGUUGAGGACAUGUAUUGCUUUAGCAGUACUCUCAGAAUGCUCUUUUUGACAGGAGUUUUGUUGUUGCAUGUUUGUUUGAGAAUGUACAGAGUUGGUCUCACAAGAGUGCAGGAGAAAGGGUCCAGAUACACGAGUGUGUUGUGAAAUACACGACUUUUUUUUUUUUUUUUUUUUUUUUUUUUUUUUUUUUUUUUUUGUCUUGUGUCAUAUUCUGAAUUGUAUGCAAGUUUUGUUUGUUUUUUUUACUUUUUAUCUCUUUGUUGUUGAGCUUCUUGAAAUGAGUUCUAUUGUUAUACUAAAUUUGCCAAUAAAAAAUAUUUUUAAA
Molecule: messenger RNA, 2578 nt
Organism: Gigantopelta aegis
Lineage: Eukaryota; Metazoa; Mollusca; Gastropoda; Neomphalida; Peltospiridae
Product: nudC domain-containing protein 3-like
Biological process (GO): protein folding
Cellular component (GO): cytoplasm
Source: RefSeq, a predicted model, not a curated record